Messenger RNA from Closterium sp. Yama58-4, 2625 nucleotides. The record is from the annotation of a GenBank genome assembly. NCBI's taxonomy places the organism in Eukaryota, Viridiplantae, Streptophyta, Zygnematophyceae, Desmidiales, Closteriaceae.
AUGGGGUGCGGUAGCAGCAGCUUAUCGAAGCACAUGCCUUUGAUGAUGCUUUCCGAGGGCGCCGCGUACGGCAAGGCGCGCAAAUCAGCCACUAAAGACCUCGUCGACGCGCACAAGGAGUUUUAUAACGCGUCCUCCGCUUACGCGGACUCUCUCAAAACCGCCGGCACCGCGCUGUUAAUCUACUGCGAGGGGACGAAUAUUUUCAUCGGGUCCGCGCUCGGGGCGAAUGUUCCGCCGCAGGCCUUUCAGAACGUUCCGCCAGUGCAGGUGUCGGAAGUUUCCGGGGAAGACGCGGCUGCGGGAGAUACGACGGAGUACGCGGCGGGAAACGCGGUGGAGCAAAGUGGGUCGGGGGCGUCUAACUCGAUUUUGCUUGCGGGUUCCGGAAGUUCCGCCGCGUUGCCUGCGCCGAGUCCCGUUCCGCCGCAGCACGUUGCGCCUUCUCCGUCCCCUCCCCCUCCGCCAAGAGACGCGGCUCCUGGGGGGGCUCCUGGCGCAGCUCCUCCGCCAGGCCCCGGCGGACUUCCGCCAGCCUAUCCGUACGGCGGCUCCGCGCAGUAUCCGCCGCCUCCGCCCGGUUCUGGUUACCCUCCGCCUCCGCCCGGUUCUGGUUACCCUCCGCCCCCCCUGAUCGGCGGCGGAACUCCUCCCCCGCCGGGAGGUUCCGCGUAUCCACCGCCGCCCCCGUAUCAAGGCGCUCCGCCCCCCUAUCAGGGCACUCCGCCCGCCGCUUACCCACAGUCUAGCUCCGGAGGGUAUGGGGGGCCGCCGUCGUAUCCCCCCCAGGGCGCUCCCCCUCCGCCGUUCCCCGGAUAUGGCUCCCCCGGGGGGCCUCCGCCUCCCGCGGGGGGUUACUCAGGGGUGUAUCCGCCCCCUCCGCCGCCUGGCGGAGCGUACGGCGCUCCCCCGCCUGCGCCCGCGGGCGGAGCGGGGGGGUGGGAGCAGCGGCCGCAGGCGCAGCUUCCGCCUCCGCAUCCCGCGGGAAAUUCCGGGCAAAUUCUCGGAAGUUCCGGGAAUUUCGGCGCGCCAGGCGCGUCGGGAGUUAUGGGGGGGUCAUCAGGGAUGCUCGCCGGGUCGGGGCAAAUAAUAGCCUAUGUUGGUCCUAGCGGCGGCGCGGUUUUAGGCGACAAGUGGGCGGACGAGUUCGCUAAGAAGGUGAACGCGCAUUUCCUGGAAGCUUCCGCGCGGAUCACGGCGCUGGUGGAGCUUCUAAAAGUCGGAGCGCCCAUUCCGAAGAACGCGAUUCCGCCGCUGACGGUGGCGGCGGCUACUAAGGAGGGCGGGCAGCUGGAGAGUAUUGGCGACACGGUUCAGAAGCUGCUGAACUGGGAGCGCGAUAUUAACGACAAGAUCUGGGAAAUGGAGACGAUUCGCGCGGAGUUGAAGAGCAAGGACAAGCGCGUGCGGAAAGAAACAGCGCGGGCGAGCGGGAACGCGAACGCGGAUCCGCGGAAGCUGGAGGGCGCGCAGGUGAAGCUGGGGGACGUGCAGCACCGCAUGGCGGGCGCCAGCGAGCGCGUGGUCACCGCGUGUCAUGCUGUGGAGGCGUAUAAGACGGACCUGCUCUUCCCCCAGCUGCUGCGCCUGCUGCCCUGGUGCGUUGGGACGGACCUGCUCUUCCCCAAGCUGCUGCGCCUGCUGCCCUGUCUGGUGUCCACGUGGCACUCUCUCUCCCAGGUGCACGAUCAGCAGCAGCAGCUGGCGACCAUGCUGGCCAAUCACUACAUGCCACCUGUCACCCACGAGGGGGCCAACACUGCUGGGCAGGCGCCGCUAAAUCCUGGUGUCAUGCAGGUCCCCAGCACCACCAAGGCGCAGCACGAGGCGACUAAGAAGCUGGACGACGCGUUCAAGAAGUGGCACUCCUCGCUCAGUCUUCUGUGCGCAGCACAGCGCAAGUUCUUCUCCGCCCUCAUCACCUGGGUGCGAAAGACCCUCGCCUUCCCCCCAGACUUCCCCAAGCCGCCCCUCCCCGGCACGGCCCCGCCCCCCGGCCAGUACGUGGCCAGCUGGGCGCCGGGCGGCGCUGCUGCUACACCGGCCCCGCCCCCUCCCCCGCCACCAGGUCAACAACACGUGGAGGGGCCGUUGGUAGCACUGGGGAAUGACUGGGUGAGAACGAUGGACCGGCUGCCAGAGAAGGAGGUGAAGGAUGCCGUGAUGGGGUUCUGUGGGUGGAUCAACCAGGCUUACGAGCGGCAGAAGGCAGAGAUGAGGCAGCUGAAGCUGCUGCAGGACAGCUUGAAGCAGUUGUCCAAGCAAGAGUCAAAGCUAGAGCAGCUGCAGCAAAAGGAGAGAGAACUGCAGCUGGCCCUGGGAGGCCCAGCAGCAGCAGGUGCAGAGACACCAGCAGAGCAGCAGGCAAAGCAAGCGAAAGCAGCAGCAGCAGCGGCUGAGGUUGCCAGCUGCAGAGUUGCCUUGGAGAAUGCAAGGAACAAGGUGAAUGCGGAAAGUGUGGCCCUGGAGAGGCUAGGGGCUGACGCCAGGGCAGCUGCUUUGUCCGGGCUGAGACAAGGUCUGCCAGUAGUAUUCGAGAAUGCUGGAAGGUUUUCAGGGACGGCAUCGCAAGCGUAUGCCAUGUUGCAGACACAGCAUGCGCCAUGGCUUCCAGUGCAGGUGUAG